AUGUCGGUCAGUGUGAACACCAGCUCCAAACUGAUCAAACAGUUCGUCCAGUACAGUGUCAAAGGCAAUGAUCUCUUUGAUCUCCAAGCGAUGGCCACCCUGAACUUGGCCACCCAUGAAGAUGUCAACGAAUCCGGGAUGAUCUCGUUCUUCUACAAGGAUGAUAUAGAACAGCUGAAGAAACCCUGGGUACAAGAGCCUCACUUCAUACCAUUAGUUCUUGUUUACGGAUUCUUCUUUAUUAUGGGAAUCACCGGGAACAGCCUAGUGAUCGCAGUCAUGUGCCUGGGGCGGGCUGGACCGUGCGUCACCUUUCCCUGUCUGGUCAGCAUGGCUUGUGCCGACGUCCUGUUUCUCCUGGUUUGUGUACCUCACGAGGUGGUCAUUCAUUUCAUCAGCCAUUGGACCUUGUCUGACUUUCUGUGCAAGAUGUCAGGGUUUGUGGAGAAUCUCUCAGCCAACGCCACCGUUUUGAACCUCAUCUUAAUCAGUGUAGAGAG
Messenger RNA from Candidula unifasciata, 500 nucleotides. The record is from the annotation of a GenBank genome assembly. Lineage: Eukaryota; Metazoa; Mollusca; Gastropoda; Stylommatophora; Geomitridae.